Phalaenopsis equestris is the source of this 1646-nucleotide messenger RNA. RefSeq lists its product as uncharacterized. Lineage: Eukaryota; Viridiplantae; Streptophyta; Magnoliopsida; Asparagales; Orchidaceae. The coding region runs from base 65 to 1495 and encodes 476 amino acids. The transcript has 15 exons. The record is from RefSeq and is a predicted model, not a curated record.
AAAAAAAAUCUUUGUUUGGUUAGAUAAAUUUUUGUUGCCCAAAUCUCGGAGACAGAGCACUGCCAUGGACGAGGGAGCGCCCAAGCUCGGAAUCAAUGAGUCAUGCAGGGAGGGCAUAUCGGCGCUAUCCGUUUCUGCAUCGUUGCCGUCUUCCACCUGCGAAUCCUUGGAGAACAAAUCUGAUUCAGCUGCCAUCCCGUCGGCUAGGUUUCCCGCUCGAAACGCCUCUUCAAAAUACGAUUUUGUCAAGGUCAAAGUGUGGUUGGGGGACAAUGCUGAUCACUAUUAUGUUCUCUCCAGAUUUCUUCUCAGCAGGAUGCUGACCGUCACAAAGAUCCCCAAUCAUGUUGCUAUCAAAAUUGCUCUUGAACUGAAGAAGCUUCUCAUAGACAACAGCCUGCUUGAUGUUUCACAAUCAGACUUGGAAGCUAAUCUUUUUAAGCUCAUGGAGAGACGGGGAUAUGGAGAAGAGUACAUUAAUCGUUAUAAGAUGAUGACCAGAUUUCAUCACCAACGAGUGCCUUUAGUUAUUCUCGUGUGUGGAACGGCUUGCACGGGAAAAUCCACAAUCUCCACGCAACUUGCGCAACGGCUUAACUUGCCCAAUGUGUUACAGACAGAUAUGGUAUACGAGUUACUGCGGACAUCAACUGAUGCUCCCUUAGCUGGUACACCAGUCUGGGCACGGGAAUUUAAUUCCUCAGAAGAACUCAUUACAGAAUUCUGUAGGGAGUGUAGAAUUGUGAGGAAAGGCUUGGCUGGUGAUUUGAAGAAGGCAAUGAAAGAUGGGAAGCCUAUUAUUAUUGAGGGAAUUCAUUUGGAUCCAAGCAUCUAUCUAAUAGAUGAAGAGAAAAGAGAAAUCUCUACUGUUCAUAACGAGAACGAAGUACAUGGAAAUGCCAAUGGUGAUUUUUCUGCUGAAGAAAAGAUGAAAAAUGUUUCCACCAGUGAACUCAACUCAACAAGCAUAGAUAAGGAAAAUAAGGAUUGCUCAUAUGAAAGGGAAGGCAUUGAGAUCAACAAUUCUAUUCCCCAGAUUUUGGAUAAUAAAAAAUGUCCAGAGAAUCUGAGACAUAAAGACUCAAAUAAUGGAGAAAAAGAUGAAGGUCCAAAAGAUUCAGAUAUUAGAAACAAUUAUCCUGUGAAUAAAGUGAAGCCUGCUGUUGAUCCUAUUAUUGUUCCUAUAGUGUUAAAAAUGGCUGAAUUUGAUCACAAGGCAUUAUUGGAGGAGUGGAUAUCCACCCGAACAUAUGGGGAAAAAUGUCCCGUCCAGGAUCAAGAUAAGUUGAUUCACAAUCUUAAGAACAUUCAGAACUAUCUUUGCUCCUUUGAAUCACAGGGCUUGACAGUAGUCAACAUUUCUGCAACAACAUUUCCUCAGACAUUGGAUCGUCUGCACAAUUAUCUUCUCGAGUGCAUUGAGCGUGGUGUUUCUGCUGCAUCUUCCACUUCUCAAAUCCAAUCUGAAGAAACUAAAUGCCCUCCUCCCAAGUAAAAGAACCUGUUUUUGUCUGUUGUUUCUUAUAAUCCAUAUUUUAUAAGUGCUAUGAGUUAGCAGCAUUUUAGCAUAAAAAAAAUUGAGUAAAAUAUAUAAAUAAUGUAAAAUGUAAUGUAAAUUUGUAAAGUUAAUUAGCUUUUUGGUGCCU